AAAAACAAAGCGUCGUUCUAUAGGGUGAUUGUAAUAUUUUUACUUGUGAAAUUUUCAUGUCAUAGUGUUUUAUUAAACGUAAAAAACAAUUAAAAUCAAUGCAGAAAAUAAAUUAUUAAUAUAAAAAAACAUUAAUGAAUGUUUAAGCAAUCUAGUGAACAAGAUAAAUUGUAUAGACGGCAUAACCUCUAAAAACAGUGACAUAAAUAUUGUAAUAAAAAUGAAAGAAGAAGCAGAGACAAGUAGUAAAUUGCCGCCUAAAAUAAUAAUGGGUGGUGUUGGCGGUUCAUCAACAAUGGCAACGAUUAUGUUAAAAUCCACCAGUUCAUCCACUAUUCCCAAUCACAAUAUAAUGUCCUACACCAGUCUCAGUUCCAACACCUCAACUAAGCAACAAAAUGAUGAAAUACUGAGCACGUUACUGCGUAUGAAUAACUUUGAUUCUAUAUCCAGCAUAAAAGACGAAUCGUUAGACAUUGAUCUAUCCGCGUGUGUAACCAUAAGCACAGAUCCAUCGGGCACUAUUGGAGGUAAUAGUUUGUCAUCGUCAGACUUUUGGCGAGUGUUGGAUGAAAGUGCACAGACCUCACAGUUGGACGUAAGUAAUGGUAGUGUCGGUAAUGUGGUAGUUGGUGGCGGUAGCUGCAAUACGAGCCGGGAGUCAAUACAGACUUCACCUUCCGCAUCCAGUAAUGGUAACUCCAUGCCGACAACUGAUAAAAACGAGUUAAAGGUCAUUGUCGUGAAAGAGCAAACAGAUUUUAGUGGGACAUUUCUUAAGCCUUCCACUGGCAUUUCAUUCUCACCAUUAAAACGUAGCAUUAAGCCUCUGCAGGCGGAGCAUCAAAUACGCAAAGAAAAGUCUCCCACCAGAUUGGCAAAAUCAGAAACAGGUCCUCCUUCCUUAGCACCCAUUAUGCGGAUACAUCAAACAUUUAUUAAACCACAGGUAGAACUACCAAAGCUAAAUAAUGGCAGCCUUGCCACAAAUCAAACAGUGCAAAUUCACAACAAACAACAAAAAGAGUUAUUAUUGGCCACAAACCACCCACCUCCAUUGGCUGCUUUAGAAACAUCAACAAAUAAGCCGACAGCAGCAGUAAAACCUUUGGUUUUACCCGAACCCAUCUAUAAGUGUCUGGAUUGUGAAAAUCUUGUAUUCCGCGGUAGUCAGGAACUGACUAAACAUACUAAUCAUCGUUUAAUUUAUAAAUGCCCCGAUUGUGAACGAGAAUUUGAUCUUGAGACAUCGUUGAAGAAACAUUUAAAAACACAUCGUCCAAUUGAUGCACGUAAGGAUGCUUGGAAAAAGUGUCCAGAUUGUGGAAAGUGCCUUAAACUUGGAAGCAUGUGGAUGCAUCGUAAAAUUCAUACCGAAAAUAAGAAAUACGGAUGUGAGAUAUGUGGACAGAAAUUUGUACAGAAGAUUAACUUAACACAUCAUCAACGUAUCCAUACCUCAGAAAAACCAUACGAAUGUUCCGAAUGCCAAAAACGUUUUCAAGAGCGCAGUCACUUGCAACGGCAUCAAAAAUACCAUGCACAGACUCGUUCAUAUCGUUGUGAGAAGUGCGGUAAAAUGUACAAAACUGAACGUUGUCUCAAGGUACACAAUUUAGUGCAUUUGGAACAAAGGCCAUUUGCCUGCACAGUUUGCGAUAAAUCGUUCAUUUCGAAUUCCAAACUUAAGCAACAUUCGAAUAUACACACGGGAGAGAGGCCAUUCAAAUGUAACUAUUGCCCCAGAGAUUUCACUAACUUUCCCAAUUGGCUAAAACACACAAGACGUCGUCAUAAAGUCGAUCACAAAACCGGUGAAAUGUUGGAAAAUAUACCUUCCUAUUGUUCGAAAAAAUCUACACGUACACCAAAGGAAAAGAAAACUCCCGAAGUAAAAACAGCUGCAGCCACAACAAAGAACAAUAACAGCAACACUCCUGUAGCGACAAAUCAAAAACCAACUGAUCUCAAUAAAAUGGAAACAAAUAAUCUGCAGCAGCAACAACAGCAAAUGUUGGCAACAUUUUCAACAGCAAUAACCACAACAGCAACAUCGGCCCAAAACACUGCACCCACUACGGUCUUUACUACGAUUACCCUUGCAAAACCAAUGUUAACAGUAACUUCUAGUAGUAACAACCAGCUAAGCUCCAUAAAUGGACCGCCACCAUUGACUAAAGUGCCGGCUAAACGUAAAAAGAAGCAAAUUCCUGUGGUAACACAAAUAACGAAAUCAAAUUUUGAUGCCUCAUCUGUGACAACUGCAUCAACAACAUCUACAACAAAUUUCUUGAUUACUGCAUCAUCACUUGCCAACAUGCCAGUUGUGACAUCAAAUUGUGGCAGUGGCCCACCUCCAUUGUCGCUGGUGUAUAAUACUAAACCUAUAAAUGUGAUCAAUUCCAAAUUAUCGUCCACUCAAGCAAACAUUACCUUGAAAACAUCUCACCAACAGCAGCAGCAGCUGCAGCAACCGCCAAAGGUGGAAAAAGUUAAGAGAGAAAGAAAACAACCCAUGCCAAAGCAAGUUCAACAAGUCCCACCACCCUUGAUUAUUAAAAAGGAAUUUAUAGAACCAAAUUCGGAAAUAAAUCUAGCAAGUCAUGAGCAGCAGCAGGAGCAACAACUAACACAACAGCGUCUGCAACAGCAGCUGCGUUUGCAGUCUCAACAGCAGCAGCAGGAACAUCAACAGCAUCAACAUCAAACCAAAGUAACAUUCACCGAUUUGCACUGCUUAAGUAUUACCUCAGCCGAGGAAUUGAUAAUGGAACAGGCUUUGGAAAUGGAAGAAUGCGGUCUGUACAAAGCCACCUUGCCGACCAAUGUUGAUCAUCAGCAUGUGAUGUCUAAUUUUGCCGACACUGAUAAUGCAAUAUCAUCCGAUUCUAUGGCUGAUUUACACUUUAAAAUCAAAGAAGAACAUCAUGAUAUGGAUUUGAAAUUAAAAACUGAAGAAUUUGAUUCUAUUAAAAAACAAUCCAUGUGUUCUUCAUUGGAGUCCUCACCAUUCUCAUCACCUGCAUCUAUGGAAUUUGCAUCGUCGUCUACUUUAACAGCCAACGAUUUUACAGCAAACAAUUUUUACUUACCACCCUUUACCAUUGCUAAUAAUCAAAUAAUUACUACAAAUGCUCCUAUAACCGCCAUGCGAAUUGAAGAUUGUCGUGGUACGGUGGCAACAGCCCACACAUAUUUGCCCCAACUCAUUACCACAAAUGUCAAUGUUCCAGAUUUGAUACAAAUCAACAAUAACAAUCAGAGAUAUUUGAAAGCUACUUCUACCAGCAAUAGUAGUAAUACACAUCCAUCAUUUAUAAAUCAACUAUACUUGCCGCUUACGGUCAAUGCCGGUCCCGUUCUAAUGAAAUCGAAUCAAGCUUUGCCCUCAGUCGAUACUCUGUUAUUUUCGAAUUCGAAAUUGGGUCUCUUUAACAAUCGUAAUUUACCAAAACAAGCCACAACAGCUCAACACAAUUUAUCCUAAUCCAAAGUAACAAUUAUUUUUCCGUAAACCUAGUUAAGUUAAUUUGUUUUUCAUAUUUUUUUUUUUUACAAAUCUUUAGUCCUCAUUAAUGUUGUGUGAUUUUGUGUAUCUUUUUAGUUAUUUUGUAAUAUAAUUUAAGGUUUUUUAAAAUUUCUUUAUUUCUUUAUUAUUCAGUGAUUGAUAAUAUUUAAAUAUAUAAUUUAGUUAUUGUUUAUUUUAACACUAUGAAAUAACAAAGAAAACAAUGACCACAAAUAUUUUGUGGAAUUUUGUCCAGAGAUAGACCAUACCAUACUAAUUAAAUAGACCUAACUAAACACAAAUAAAUCGAAUGUUAUAUAUUUUUUGCAACCAAUGUUCUUCAAAUUAUAAUUUGAACAUUUUUAUAGUCUUAGCAGUGUAGUGUAUAAAAACAAAACUUUUUUGUAAAAAAAAAGAAAAUAAAAUGUUUUUUAAUUAACAA
This is a messenger RNA of Calliphora vicina (urban bluebottle blowfly), 3950 nucleotides long. RefSeq names its product wings down (gene wdn). NCBI's taxonomy places the organism in Eukaryota, Metazoa, Arthropoda, Insecta, Diptera, Calliphoridae. The transcript has 3 exons. The coding region runs from base 221 to 3487 and encodes 1088 amino acids. The record is from RefSeq and is a predicted model, not a curated record.